This is a messenger RNA of Pogona vitticeps (central bearded dragon), 8958 nucleotides long. The record is from RefSeq and is a predicted model, not a curated record. Lineage: Eukaryota; Metazoa; Chordata; Lepidosauria; Squamata; Agamidae.
GAACCAUCAUCUUUCCCAUUGCAUUCUACCUGCAAUGGCUUCUUCACAGUUGUGAGACACAGCGUUGUGUGGUGAACCAUGUCUAGGACACUUCUCUGGAGAAUUUUCUGGGAUGAAGUGAGGCAGGAAUCUGGAAUAGGGACCAAGGACAUCAUCUGAUUCAUAUUUUUAAUGCAAACUUUACCUAAUUCACAUUUCUUCAGAGGCAGCAGAACAAGAGGCACUAGCUGUAUUUUUCAAAACCUCGCGAGGCACUUCCCUCAUGAAAUACGGUGUGGAAAAAGUACUGUGUCAGGGAACAGCACAUACAAAUAUAUGUCUAUCGGUAAAAAAAAUAAGAUAGGAGAAACCUAUUUGACUAAAGGAAGCGGCUUGUAAAAAUACGUCUGUUAGGGUGUGUCGAAAUGUUUACAUUAGAGGAUUUCCCCCCCCCACAAAAAUGUGUGCAAAGUUUUGUAGGGACUUUUUAAAAAAAUCUGAACUGAAACCCCAAUUUUCAGAUAGUUCCCUGAUCGCGGCGCCUUCUAACGAGGCCGCCCAGAAUCUGAAGGGCACCGUAAAUAAAAUGAGAGUUUCUUUUCUUGUCUCAUAAACAGGAACACGACAAGACAAAGAUUCACCCGCCUUUGCAUUCUCUGUUUUCUCCUCCAGAGUCUCGGCUCCUGUGCUGAGAUGACCCCCCCGCACCCCUCGCGCCUGCACCGCCAUGGAAAGCCCCUCUAACUCUGCCUCCUCCAACUCCUCCGUCUCUCUCCCCUCGGCCAACGGGCAGGAUGACAAGGCCGUGGUUCGGCCCGCUCAGGGCUCCCCUGCCUCUCCAGCCACCAAAGAAACCCCCCUCUCGGACCCUUCCUCCUCGGACGCCUCGCCCGCUCUUGAUGAAACCAUGAGGCCCUGCUCCGCGCCGCAACUCCAAGCAGACUGCGGCCGAGCAACGCCAAACCCAUCACCCUUCCCUCAAGCAACGUCCCCUGCCGAAGAUGGGAGUAAGCGAGCAGCAGAAGAAGGUGGAGAAGAGGAAGAGGACGGUGGGCGUGAAGCCCACCUCUUCUUCUCUGCCGACGGCUCAACCUAUCUCCUCGGUGGCGGCCAUGUUCUCUUACCAAAGGGCUCCCCUAGCACCACAGUUCCCCCAGUCUCCAUCCUCCACGUCCAGCGCAGUGGAGGCCCUAACCAAGGCUUUAUGUCUACUGACCAAAUGUCCCAGAAUACCUCAGCGCCAGGCGAGUGGACCCCUCACGGCGCCUUCUACAGUUACCGACUGGCCGGGCUCCCUGCUCGAACCACAUCUGCCAAAAACGCUCCCACCGAACCCAAAGAUGCUCCCACCACCCAUGUGGAGGAUGAGGAAACCCUCAAAGGGGAAGCCAACGUUGGCCAAGAAGAGGAGCUCCCGGAGGUGCCCAUCUGGCUUUGCCUGGUCUGUCGCCUCUCUUUCGGCCGGGGCCGCUCCUUGGCCACGCACACCCGCGCAGCUCACGGGGUGCAGCUGAACACCAACGAAUGCCAGACCCUGUCCAGAGGGGCUUCUGCCGUGUUCCAGGGUACCACACUUGGCUUCCUAGAACCAAAUAUUCCCACCACCAAGGCAGACCUCAAUGCCAGAAUGUGUAGCAGAUGGGUGAAUGUAACAGGAGAAAAUAAAGAGGAGGAGGAGGAAAACGGGAGCCCAGAAGGACAACGCGAGCCACCCAAUGCCAAAGAUUCAAGGGUCGGAGGCACGCACUGGGCAAAGGGGGGCAUGGAGGACAAACCAGAAGAAGGAAAGGAGGAGGAGGAGGAGGAGGAAGUAGUGGUUGAAAACAAGAAAGAGGAGGGAAGGCUUCUUCCAGACCAAAGCUCAGAUGGCCAAAGCCCACCCAUGGGUGCUAACACCCCCCUCUCAGAGACACCGCUGAGGAAGGCCAACAGCACUGACACCAUAGUUAAUGUUGGGCUGCCCAAGGAAGACGUCCACCUGGAUUCGGCCAACGGCGCGGUUGGGUUGGCCAACAGAGCCAGCCACGCAGGACCAGCUCACGAGAUCGCUCCUACCGAACUACCCACCGAAAUCAUCGGGUUAGCCACCAAAGUUAAUAACGACAGCCUAGCCAAUGACACUGAAGCCCCAAGUGUUGGGUUGUCCCAUGACGUUGGUGCCACCGACCUGGCCCACCCCCUCGGGAACGUCGGGAUGGCGAACGACAUGACUAAUGUGGGGUUCGAAGUCAACAAUGGAAUAAGCAACAGUAAUCACAACGGAGGGUCUGCGCUUGCUUUCGGGGAAGAUUACACCGCCAUGGCUUACUCUGGGUUAACCCUAUCUGGUCACAUGUCGCUGCUCCAUUCUCGGAACUCCUGCAAGACUCUUAAAUGCCCAAAGUGCAACUGGCAUUACAAGUAUCAGCAAACCCUCGAUGUGCACAUGAAGGAGAAGCAUCCGGAAAACAACAGCCACUGUGCGUAUUGCAGCACAGGCGGCCCCCAUCCGCGCCUGGCCAGGGGCGAGAGUUACAACUGCGGCUACAAACCCUACCGCUGCGAGGCCUGCAACUACUCCACCACCACCAAAGGUAACCUCAGCAUCCACAUGCAGUCCGACAAGCACUUGGCGAACCUCCAAGGCUAUCAGGCCACGGGGGCAGGCGGGGCCUCUUCGGUGGUGGCCCCUCCCGUGGCCCCCUCCCCGUCCUCUCCCGAAGAGAAGGAGCCGAAAGGCAAAUCCUCCUGGCAGUGCAAGGUGUGCAGUUACGAGACCAACAUCUCCCGCAACCUGCGGAUCCACAUGACGUCCGAGAAGCACAUGCAGAACAUCCUUUUGCUCCAUCAAGGGUUGCCCUUGGCGUUACCGGGACUGCUGGGGCAAUCUCAAGCCCCCCCAGGAGGCAAAAUGCAGACAGAGCUCUUCCAGUUCUAUGGGGCUCAAACCCUCGGCCAUUCCCACCACCCGCAUCCCCACCACCCUCAUUCCGGGGGAAGCCCAGCCCUGCGGGGAGAGAAGCCUUUGGAGCAAACUCAACUCUUACUCAACGGAGGCUUCCCACACCUCGGGGCCACGGGCAGAAAGAUGUGUACCUUGGGGUCAGCCCCUGCAUCGCUCUCUCCGGAACCUGCUCCACCUUCUCCGUUGCCACCCCAUUCCGGAUCCGACCCAGCAGCACCACAGAGGUUGUUUGGCUGCCUGGUAUGCCAGGUGUUUGGCACGGAUAGCCUGGAGGCCCUCCUCAGGCACGCCUCGGCACCACGCUCGCUGCCCGAGGCCGAGUGGAAGGAGGUGUCCGGGGACUUGCACCGGUGCAGGCUCUGUGCCUACGGCACCCAGCUGAAGGCCAACUUCCAGCUGCACCUCAAGACCGACAAGCAUGCCUUGAAGUACCAGCUGGCGGCCCACCUGCGCGAAGGGGGCAGCCUCGGAGCCCAUGUGGGGGCAGAGCUUCCACUUGGCCCGCCCCUUCACCUGCACUGCAACCUCUGCGAAUACGAGACCAACAGCAAGGAGAAGAUGCGGCUGCAUGUGGCAGGCGCUGGCCAUCAGGAGGCGCUGCAGGGUUACAAGUUCCUCCUGGAAAUGGAAGCAACGUCAGCCCUGCCAACCGUGGGUCCUGAACCUGCCCAGUUCCGUUGCCUCCUGUGCCACACGGACACCCCAAACCGCCUGGUGAUGGUCCAGCACCUCCGGUCCCCCCAGCACCGCGAUGCUCAUGGCCAGUGGCGGCUCCAACUGCUCCAGAAUGGGGAGGGCACUCCAGGUCUUGAGAGAUACAUCUGCUUUGCUCCUGCUAACCCCGCUGGUAAUGGUCCCUUCGCUCAGCCAUCGAGGCCCAUGGGGAAGGAAACUGUACCAGAGGUCUCUUCCCCUGAAAAGGAAACGCAGAAUAAAGCCCGGACGCCCACUUCUGACGAGGCCGAAACGAAAGCUGGUGGUGUGACCGACACUACGGUGUUCUGCUGUCCAUUCUGCAAUUAUGUUGAUCCCUCCGUUGAAGCCGUCCGGGCGCACACCGUCUCCCAGCAUGCGGUGCAGCCCAAGUACCGUUGCCCGCUGUGCCAGGAACAGCUGGUGGGCCGGACCAACCUCCACUUCCACCUCAGCCACGUUCACAACGUGGUGCCCGAGUGUGUGGAGAAGUUGCUGCUUGUGGCUACCACCGUAGAAAUGACCUUCGCCACCAAAGUUGUCCAUGACCCCAGCCUUCCUCCUGACCCACCCAAGCCAGGCGGAACACCCAACUCAGAGCAAGGGGCUGGAAACGAACCCCAGAGCCCCCUCGUUGCACCAACGACAGGGGAAAAAAACGCUCCAGCCCCUAAGCUUUGUCCAGGAUCGCCUCCUCCCCCUCCUCCUCCUGCCUCCCCAGCUUUACUGGCUGACCCUCCAGAAAAGCCGCCUUCUGCUUCUUCGCCACCGCUGCCGCCACCAGCACCGCCACCAACAAUCCCGCCGCUGCCACCACCUCCUGCUCCUCCUCUUCCUCCUGUUGCUCUACCUGAGUCUGAAGAGGAAGAUCCUCCUCGCCCAAAUGCAUCAGCAGAGGAGCAGCUGCUGCCAUCCCACGUCCCAGCUGAACCGCCUGAGGUCUCCCUCCUUGCCGCGCCCAACCAAGAUCCGCGGCAUCCCCUGUCCUACCGCAAGGCAACCAAUUUCGCCUUGGACAAAUUCCUUGAUCCGGCCCGUCCGUACAAAUGCACCGUCUGCAAGGAAUCCUUCACUCAGAAGAACAUCCUCCUGGUCCACUACAACUCGGUCUCUCACCUGCACAAGAUGAAGAAGGCCUCCGCUGAUCCUUCGGCGCCCUCCCGGGGCGAGGCGGGCACCCCGGGGGGUCUCCAGCCCUCAUCCGACAAGCCCUACAAGUGCACCACCUGCAGGGUUUCCUACAACCAGAGCUCCACCUUGGAGAUCCACAUGCGCUCCGUCCUGCACCAGACCCGUUCCCGCGUCGCCAAGAUGGAAGCGGCCGGCAAAGCGGAGGUGCCAGCGGUCGAGCCGGAGCACUCGAACGAGGCGCCGUUGGAAACAGAGGCUCCGAGCUGUGUGCAGGUGCCGGCGCUCCCUUUUCUGGCACCCUCCACAACGGAGCUACAGCGCUUCCCUACACCCCUGUUUACACCCCCUUUGCUGCCCCCCUUCCCACUGGUACCCGAGUCCCUCCUGAAACUGCAACAGCAGCAGCAGCAGCAACUGCUGCUUCCUUUCUACUUGCACGACCUGAAGGUGGCCCCCAAGUUGGCUUUAGCCACCCCGGCACUGACCCUCUCCGCCACACCACCCGUGCUGCUCCCGCCUCUGCCAAACAAGGAAGAGCAAGCCCCCGCGGCCCCCAGCAACCCUAAAUCCGAGCCGGCGGAAGAGGCCGAAGCGGAGGAGGCCGAGGGGAGCCAGCCCGGCAGCGAGGCCUCCCGCACCGCGGCCAAGGUCCUCCUGGAGAACUUCGGCUUUGAGCUCGUCAUCCAGUACAAUGAGGGCAAGCAGCCGGUGGCGCCGGCGCCGGCGCUCCCUCCUCGCCCCCCAGCGGGCAAGCUGCAGUGCGGCACCUGCGGGAAGCAGUUCUCCAACAUGCUGAUCUUGAAAACCCACGAGGAGCACGUGCACCGGCGGUUCCUGCCGUUCGAGGCGCUCAACCGCUACGCGGCACAGUUCCGGAAGAGCUACGACAGCAUGUAUCCGCCCCCGCCCCCACCGCUCCCCACGGAGACUCCUGCCACCGCGGCGGUUACGACCACUGCUGCCGCUGCCGCCACCGCCACCACGACCGUGGCAGCCACAAUGGAAACCACUGCCGUCACCAUUGCACCUGCUUCCAUCCCCUUGGAAAUCCCCUCCCUCUGCCCACCUUUUUUAAUGCAACCGAUGCCUAUUUUGCCUCCGGUCGAAGGUGAGGCUCCCCGCUUGUCUCCCGAGCACUUGAAAUCUCUGUGGUUUCGGGGGGAGGAUGAGGAAGGCAGUGGCGCCUCUGGAGCCCUCGAUGCUUCCCGGGGGGCUUUCCCCACCACCCGGCGCUUCUCCCGGACCAAAUUCACCGAGUUCCAAUCUCAAGCUCUGCAGUCUUUCUUCGAGUCCAGUGCUUACCCCAAAGACGGCGAAGUGGAGCGGCUGUCCUCCCUCUUAAGCCUGCCGAACCGGGUCAUCGUCGUCUGGUUCCAAAAUGCGCGCCAGAAGGCCCGCAAGAGUGGCGGGAGCGAGGCUGGGGUGGGAGGCGGGCACACCGCGGCGCAGCCGUCCUGCAAGAAGUGCCGGUCGUCCUUCCGUUGCAUUUUCGAGCUGGUGCGCCAUCUCAAAAAGUGUUACAAUGAUCAGCCGGAGGAAGGGGAUGGAGAAGGUGCAGAGGAGGAGAACGAAGGUGCUGACGAGGAGGAACAAGAGGAGGAGGAGGAAGAGGAACAGCAGGAGCCAUCAAGGACAGAAGGUGAUGUUAAGACAGAUGAUACUGGAGACAAACCCUUGGAAGAGGAGCCGCCAGCACCCCCGGCCCAACCAGACGACUCCGCCAGCCACCCCUGUGAUCAGUGCACCGCCAAGUUCUCAAGUUCUGACCUCUUGAGUAUCCAUCGUGUUAAUCAUGUGUCAGCAACAGCUCCCCCCUUACCCACCACUGGCUCCCAGACAUCUCUAGACUUGACCCCUUUGGUAUUUGGCGAACGCAUCCCCCACUCGGAUUCGUCCCGUGCCCAGAAACGGAAACAUGAGGACGGGAGCUUAUCGCCCACUGGGAGUGAGUGCGCCAGCGUCGCAGGCGGGGAUAGUGAGCCUCCUCGAGACAAACGCCUGCGUACCACGAUUCUGCCGGAGCAGCUGGAGAUCCUGUACCGCUGGUACAUGCAGGAUUCUAAUCCCACCCGGAAGAUGCUCGAUUGUAUCUCGGAAGAAGUUGGACUCAAAAAGAGGGUGGUCCAAGUGUGGUUCCAGAACACAAGAGCCCGCGAGAGAAAAGGCCAGUUUCGGUGCAACACCAGCACCACCAACCCAACCAGCAAGCCUUCACAAGCCCUCCCUACCGCAUUCCCAAAGUUCAACCCUCCACCUCGAGACCCACCUGUCCAUUACGCCGUUUCCUUCACCCCAAGCCUCCCUGCAGUUAACUUACAACCACCGCCCAUUAAGCCAGAAGUUCUUGCCGAAGUGCAAACACAGGAGGAAGCUGUGGAAGAAGAACUGCCCAAGGAGAAUGAAGACCGGAGCCUGUCGGGAGGGGAGCUGAGCGACUCGUCGUCCUCGUCCUCUUCGCUGGCCGAUAUCGAUUUUUCCGGCGGCCGGCGGAGUCGAGCAACGGAGGGCGGGCUCGGAGGGGCGCACGACUCUUUGGGCCAACGCCGGUAUCGCACACAGAUGUCCAGCCUCCAGCUGAAGAUCAUGAAGGCUUGCUACGAAGCCUACCGAACGCCCACCAUGCAGGAGUGCGAGGUGCUGGGCGAGGAGAUUGGGCUGCCCAAGAGGGUGAUUCAGGUGUGGUUCCAGAACGCCAGGGCCAAGGAGAAGAAAGCCAAGUCAGCCACCGGUGGGAACAGUGGCGCCGACGAGGGUCCCCCCAGUGCUCCCACGCAGUCCGAGUGCCCCUACUGUGAAGUCAAGUACGAUUUCUAUGUUUCCUGCCGCGGCCACCUCUUCUCUCGGGGCCACCUAGCCCGACUCAAGGAGGCCAUCAAGGCCCAGCUCAAGAGUGAAAGCAGGUGCUAUGAGCUUGUGCCGGACAAAGGGACACCCUCACCAACCCGGCUGGGAGCUUCGUUGCCUCCCACUACCAUGCCAUCUGCCCUUGGGAGCAUCGCCCCAUUUGUGUCAGGCCCUUCCUCUUCUUCCUCUGGGACCCUGAGCUCCCCUUUGGCCUCCACCCAGCCCGGUCCCCCUUUACCUCCUCGCCUCACUCCGGAACCGGCUCAGCUUGGUCCUUCCGCAGAGCCCGCUCCAGCUCCCGCUCCGGAGACCUCCCCGUGCGACAGCCAGGCAGAACCGGCUUCAAACUCAGCCCAGGAACCCUCCUUGUCCUCCACUGCCACACUGAAGAACCUCAAGACGUUGAAGGCCACCGUGCCCGCCCUGCUGGGUGGCCAGUUCCUGCCCUUCCCAUUGCCAACGGCCACCGCGGCUGCCCCUUCGCUCUUUGGAGCCCAGCUGCCCGGAGCUUACUUCCAGCAGCUGUAUGGCAUGAAGAAGGGGCUGUUUCCCAUGAACCCUGUCAUACCUCAGACACUUAUGGGGCUGCUGCCCAGCCCCCUGCUCCCGACGCCCGCGCCCGAGCCGUCGGUGGAGGUGUCCGACGCCCCUGGCAUCUCUACGGUUGACGUGACUCACCAGUACCUUUGCCGCCAGUGCAAGGCCGCCUUCGAGAGUGAUUGACUGGGGGGGGCGCCCGCCGCUCACCAGGCCGCUUUCUGCUACUUUGGGCGCCAGCCCCCGGCAGCCCCAGCCCCGCUCCGCGUGCCCGUGUGCACCUACCACUGCCUGGCCUGCGAGGUGCUCGUGAGCGGGCGUGAGGCCCUGGGGGCCCACCUGCGCUCCAGCGCUCACCGGCGCAAGGCCGGCUCCAACGCAGCAACCGCAUCGGUGUUUGCCAAAGAGGAAUCCAAAUUACCUCACUCGGACUCCAACCCAAAAAAUAACGCUACCUCUACGACACUACUAGCUUUAUAGAGAUGGAUGCUACACUGCCACCAGUGAGAGAGAAUGACUAAUGAACUAGCCCCAGGAGGGAGGGGGGUCACCUGCUUGGGUGCCACCUCUUACCUGUAACGAAUAACCAUCGUUCAGCGCCCCGCCCGAUCCAGCCUCUACCUUUUCUUAUUGCCAGCAAGGGUUGAAUGCAAGAGGUCGCCAUCUGCCCAGGUUGAUCCCGGCCACCCACUCGGUCGUUGUGACCCCGUUUUUACCCAUCCUGUGGAAUUGUAUCUUGAAGGAAGACUGCUUCCGUUGAGGUGGGAUUCAGGAAGGCAGCCCAUCCACUUGAUCCCCUGGCCUCGACAAAGUUCAUUUUUACAACCGCA